Lingula anatina is the source of this 2106-nucleotide messenger RNA. Its product is annotated as bromodomain adjacent to zinc finger domain protein 1A-like. The record is from RefSeq and is a predicted model, not a curated record. Gene Ontology annotation, biological process: regulation of heterochromatin formation; chromatin remodeling; regulation of DNA-templated transcription. Gene Ontology annotation, molecular function: protein binding; DNA binding. Gene Ontology annotation, cellular component: nuclear chromosome; CHRAC. NCBI's taxonomy places the organism in Eukaryota, Metazoa, Brachiopoda, Lingulata, Lingulida, Lingulidae.
ACCAAGUCUGACCUCUUUCUGAAGUGACGAGUCGCGACACAGAGAGCUCCCAGAACCGUGAGAAUUCCCCAUGGUUUCGGGUUUAGUGGCAGGCGAUUAUAUCGUAGAAGGACAGAGAAAGAUAUAAGGAAUAAUUUGACUACCAUAUUUAGGACAUUUUGACACAAUUUUGGCCAUUCAGGAGGUAACUUUGUUUUCCCUCCAAAAUUCAAGAUGCCUUUACUGAAAAGGCAGCCAUUCGAAAAGAACUCCGUUCCAUCCGAUAUUAAGCCAGACGAAGAGGUUUUUUACUGCCCACUGACUAAUGAAAUAUUCAGGGACUACGAGGAAUUUUUUGAACGAAUCAUCCUAUGCAACAGCCUGGUAUGGUCAUGUUCGAUUACGGGUCGAUCAGGGUUGACGUACCAAGAGGCCUUAGAAUCGGAAGAACGUGCAAGAAAGCACCUGUCAUCCUUCCCCUUCUAUCUUCACAAACCCAUCUUGUUUUUGGCAACAAAGACACACAGGAGCAGGCUGAAUGAUAUGAAUGAUGAUGUAUUCGUUUUCACCAAGGACAGAUAUUUUGUUGGGGAAGUGGUGGAAGUUAUACAUGAAGGCGAAAGAAAAUCCUGCAAGAUACUUAAGGUCUUACCACCUACCCCUUUGCCUAAUGGAGAUGUCAAUGGAACCAGCCCAUCGACAAGUGAAGCAGCUGACCAAGAGGAUGUUGACAAUUACAGAUACGUUGUCCAGAAGAUAGGCAAAGGAGAGAAAGGGGACCCAUUUAUAGCUGAUGCACCAGAUGUCAAUCGAAAGAAAGGCUUGUAUACCAGAGACAAAAGCAAACUGUUUCUAAAAAGUCACUGUGAAGCAAGUGAAGGAAUAUGGAAAGUGAAGGCAAAGGAGAGAAAGGGGGACCCAUUUAUAGCUGAUGCACCAGAUGUCAAUCGAAAGAAAGGCUUGUAUACCAGAGACAAAAGCAAACUGUUUCUAAAAAGUCACUGUGAAGCAAGUGAAGGAAUAUGGAAAGUGAAGGAGAAAUAUAUUAGGAAGCAUCACUUGAAUGAAGUGAACUUCAAAAGCAUGUUUCCAAGUGCCAUUCCCACAUUUGAGACUUCUGAGGUGAAGAAAAAACCCAAACAGAAUAAGUCUGAUGUUGAUCUGCUCCUGAAAAAAGCCAAGAAAGAACACAAAGAAAAGAAAGAGAAGAAGGAGAAAAAACAAAAAAUAGAUGAAAAAGAACCGAAAAAAUUAACAGAAGAAGAAAAAGAGGCCAUGAAACAGAAGUUAUUACUAGAAAAAGAGGCCAUGAAGGCCCUCAAGUUGGCAGAGAAGCAGGAAAAGCAGGAAGAACUUCGAAAGAAACUAGAAGAGGAAAAGGAAAGGAGAAGGGAGGAAAGGGAAAAGUUAAAAGAAGAAAAGAAGCUGAAGGCUGAAUAUUUGAAGGAAUGGAGCAAGCCCAGAGAUGACAUGGAGUGUGAUGAUCUCAAGGUCCUCCCUGACCCCACUCCUGUGAAAACUGGUAUACCAGAGGAGCUGUUUGGUGAUGUGAUGAUGGUGCUGGAAAUGUUGCAUGUCUUUGGACCUCUGCUGGAAAUCAAGGAUGAAUUUCCUCAUGGUGUCUCCAUGGAUAUGAUGGAAAAAGCUCUAUUGGAGAAGGAUGUUGAUGGCACACUAGCAGAUCUACUUGGCUUUCUACUGGUCUCCAUCUUUAACUUACAACAAGAAGAGGAAGAGGAGGAGGAAGAAAUAGAAAAAGAGGAAAAGGAUGGAAAUUUAACUGCUGAAAGAGUGGAAACAAUUGAUGAGGAUACAGAUAUUGCUGACUUGUCCACCAAAGACCUGAUACAGGCUGCUACAGUGGCCUCUCAGUGGCCCCACCUUUAUCAUGGGACUCCACUGAGGAAUUUACAACUUGAUUCUCUUACUCUCACGGAAAUCUUGCGCCUCCAUUUUCUAUCAUCUGGUGCCCAUGCUAAUGCCAGCAAUGCCAAGUUCCGCUACCAGCAGAGAGGAGGAUAUACAUCCCUGGAUGAUGCUGGCAUGGAGUUCAAAAUGCAGGAAUCUGCCAUUAUAAAAGCACUCAGUACUUAUAAUGUAUUUGAUCUCUCACCUGGUAAGUGGUAA